CGAAAGCGAAAUUCGAAUGCACCUCUCCAAAUGAAAUAAUCUCUCUCUCUCUCUCUCUCUCUCUCUCUAAAGCGAAAUUCCAAUGCACCUCCCCAAAUGAAAUAAUCUCUCUCUCUCUCUCUCUCAAUUUCAGCGAUGCAAUGGAAGCCCUGGUCGAGCUCUGCGACCUGAUCGCUCAAAACCCUUCCCUUUUCUCCGAAAAGCUCUCCUGGAUCUGCACUCGCUGUCCUCCUCCGUCCGCUGCGUCGCACCCCAACACCCUUCAGACGCGUCUGACCAGAUCCCACCUCAAUGCCAUCCUUGCGACUGCUAGGUUCCUGUCGAAAUGCUCCAACCAGCCUUCCGAUAAGACCCCAUCCCGAUCUCCUCAUUCCGCCAUCCUCGACUUCCUCCGCUCUGUCCAGUCCUCUUCCUUCCACCCCUCCUUCUGGCCUCCUUCCUUCCCCCUCGAUUCCAUCUCCUCCUUCUUCUCCGAUCUCUUCGGCUACGUUGCGGCUGCCGCUGAUCUCUCCCCUGAUUUUGCUGCUGCGGUCGGCACGCUCGUAACCGAGAUCAUUGUCACUACCGCGGCCCGCCAUGACGAUGACCCUGCAGGGAUUGCCAAGGCAUUCCUUGCGGCCCUUUCCAGGAACUGCCCCCCGAUACCGGCUUCUGACGCUGAUAGGCUUGUUGGGUGCCUCCUUGACCAGUUUGUCGCCGCGGGAGAGGCGUUGGUUUCGGUGCCAGUCAUGUCAAUGUCGUCCACCUCUGCGUCUGUGUCAGGGUUGGCUGUGCCGUCCUCGGAGACGUCGUCAUCAUCGUCACUGCAGGUCCAGACGAAUGGGGACUCGAGUCCGGUGAGCGAGGUGUCUGUAACGUCUUCGCCAAGUGCUGUGGUUGGGGCGUUGAGGGCCAAGGGGAAGGAGGAAUAUAGGGAGAGCAGCACCGAAGAUGAUGUUGGCAGCGGCAGUGCAGGCGCAAGAUCUAGUGCUGGAAAUGGCAGCAUUGCUGGAAGGAGCAGCCUUGAUCAGUUUGGUGGGGUUGGUGAUGGGGCGGCAGCAAUGAGGCAGAAUGUUGCUGCAUUUGAAGAGGAAUUGAUUGAGGGUUUGGAGAAGCAAGAGAUUGCAUUUAGGCUGUUUGCACAUGUUCUGGAUAAAGUCCCAGUCAAGGCUGGGCAUCUGGAGCAGGUCAGGAUGGUAGCAGCUAAGCAGCUCAAAUCUUUGCCGGCUUUUCUCAAAAUACGGAAACGUGAUUGGACAGAACAGGGUGCUUCACUGAAAGCAAGAAUCAAUACAAAGUUGUCUGCCUGUGAAGCAGCAACAUUUGUGCAAAUUAAAAGUCUUCUCUCUGUUGAUUCUGAUGCAAAAACCUCAAAGAUGUUGUUGCGUGGAACGCUUGCCUUGCUUUUAGAUGCUGCAGAAGCUUGUAUUCUUUCUUCCUGGCGAAAGUUAAGGAUCUGUGAAGAGCUCUUCAGUUCAUUGCUUAAUGGAAUUGCACAGGUUGCUGUCACUCGUGGGGGUCAAUUGUUACGAGUCUUGCUUAUACGCCUUAAACCCCUGGUUCUAACCACAUGUGCUCAGGCUGAUACUUGGGGCAACAACCAGGGAGCCAUGUUUGAAAGUGUCACAAAGACGAGUUGUGAAAUAAUUGAAUUUGGUUGGAGCAAAGACAGGGCUCCUGUGGAUACUUUUAUCAUGGGAUUAGCUGCAAGCAUUCGUGAACGAAAUGAUUAUGGGGAUCAGGAUGUGAAAGAGAAACAGGGCAUCCCCGUGAUGCAGCUUAAUGUUAUACGCUUGCUGGCUGACUUGAGUGUUUCUGUUAGCAAGAUGGAAGUGAUAGACAUGAUAUUGCCUCUAUUUAUUGAAAGUUUAGAAGAAGGAGAUGCUUCAUCUCCUAGUUUAUUGCGUCUGCGUCUACUUGAUGCGGUAUCUCGCAUGGCUAGUUUGGGUUUUGAAAAGUCAUAUCGCGAGACAGUUGUUUUGAUGACAAGAAGCUAUUUGGACAAACUUUCAACUGUAGGUUCUGCAGAAAGCAAAACAUUGGCUCCAGAAGCCACUACUGAACGCACGGAGACCCUUCCUGCAGGAUUUCUUUUGGUUGCUUCUGGACUUAGCAGCCCUAAAUUGAGGUCAGACUAUCGUCAUAGGCUGCUAUCUUUGUGCUCUGAUGUUGGGCUAGCUGCAGAGUCAAAGAGUGGGAGGAGUGGUGCAGAUUUUUUGGGUCCUCUACUUCCUGCUGUUGCAGAAAUAUGUUCCGAUUUUGAUCCGACCUCAGAUGUGGAACCUUCACUUUUGAAGUUGUUUCGCAACCUGUGGUUUUAUGUUGUUUUGUUUGGACUGGCACCUCCCAUUCAGAAAAAUCAGCUGCAGCCAAAAUCAGUCUCCACUACAUUAAAUAGUUUGGGAAGCAUGAGUACCAUGGCUCUUCAAGCUGUAGCUGGACCUUACAUGUGGAACAGUCAGUGGUCUAUGGCUGUUCAGCGUAUUUCUCAAGGAACUCCACCGCUUGUUGUUAGCUCAGUGAAAUGGCUAGAAGAUGAGUUGGAACUUAAUGCUCUUCACAAUCCGGGCAGUCGUCGAGGCAGUGGCAAUGAGAAAGCUGCUCUAGCUCAAAGAGCUGCUCUUUCUGCUGCUCUAGGUGGUCGAGUUGAGGUGGCAGCCAUGGGCACCAUUUCAGGUGUUAAGGCAACUUAUCUCCUUGCGGUGACUUUUUUGGAGAUUAUACGUUUUAGUUGCAAUGGUGGCAUCCUUAAUGGUGACUCUAGUUCAAUUCCAUCUAGAAGUGCCUUCAGUUGCGUAUUUGAAUAUCUUUUGACUCCAAAUCUACUGCCAGCUGUCUACCAGUGUUUGACAGCGAUUGUCCAUAGAGCCUUUGAAACAGCUGUGGCAUGGCUGGAAGAAAGAAUAUCUGAAAUUGGCAAUCAAGCUGAGAUAAGGGAAUCCAUUCUUUCUGCUCAUGCUUGCUUUUUUAUAAAAAGCAUGUCUCAAAGGGAGGAGCAUGUCCGUGACAUCUCUGUUAGUUUGUUGACUCAACUGAAAGAUAGAUUUCCGCAGGUUUUGUGGAAUUCAUCUUGUUUGAACACAUUGCUCUUUUCAGUUAUCAAUGAUUCUCCUUCUGCUCUUGUCAAUGAUCCUGCGUGGAUAGCCACAGUGCGUUCUUUGUAUCAGAAGAUUGUUCGGGAAUGGAUCAGUAAUGCCCUUUCAUAUGCUCCAUGCACUACGCAGGGUCUUCUUCAGGAGAACUUUUGUAAGCUAAACAGGUGGCAGACAGCACAGAAUAAAACAGAGGUUGUUUCUGUUUUAUCUGAGAUACGCCUUUCUACUGGGAAAAAUGAUUGUUGGACAGGCAUUCGAACAGCAAAUGUUCCUGCAGUUAUAGCGGCCGCUGUAGCAGCUUCAGGAACAAGCUUAAGGGUAACAGAAGUGUUUUUCCUGGAAGUGCUCUCCACUGGCAUGCUUAGUGCAGCUGAUAAGUCCAAUUGUGUAGGGGAAAUUGCUGGCAUGAGAAGGCUGUAUGAGAGCAUUGGUGGUUUCCAAGCAGGCAAUUCACCAUUUGGUUUUGGACUGGGUGCUGGCCUCCAAAGCUUGAAUGCUGGACCAUCUCCUCAGCAACCAAACCUUGAAAGCAAUUCUUUUGGUGAGAUUCUUCUUAUGAAAUUUGUCCGUCUCCUUCAACAAUUUGUUAACACAGCUGAGAAAGGUGGAGUGGUAGAUAAGUCAUCGUUUCGUGAAACCUGUUCCAAGGCAACUGCAUUACUUCUAUCAAAUCUGGAGUCGGAUUCCAAAUCAAAUCUGGAAGGCUCCUCACAGCUGUUACGCCUACUUUGCUGGUGUCCUGCUUACAUUUCAACACCAGAAGCAAUGGAGACUGGAGUAUUUAUAUGGACAUGGAUUGUUUCUGCAGCACCUCAGUUGGGGUCUCUCAUCCUUGCAGAGCUUGUCGAUGCAUGGCUGUGGACAAUAGAUACAAAACGUGGUUUAUUUGCAUAUGAAAUGAGACAUUCUGGGCCUGCUGCAAAAUUGAGGCCUCAACUUACACCUGGGGAGCCGGAUGCACCACCUGAAAAGGAUCCUGUUGAAGGAAUAAUUGCUCAUAGGUUAUGGCUUGGGUUUUUAAUUGAUCGUUUUGAGGUGGUUCGGCAUGAUAGUGUUGAACAAUUGUUGCUUCUGAGUCGGAUGCUACAAGGAACUAUGAAAUCUCCAUUUCAUUUUUCACACCAUCCUGCUGCUGCCGGUACCUUUUUCACUGUCAUGCUUCUUGGACUUAAGUUCUGCUCAUGCCAAUCUCAGAAUAAUUUGCAGAACUGUAGAACUGGGCUUCAUCUGCUAGAGGAUCGGGUCUAUCGAGCCUCGCUGGGUUGGUUUGCGCAUGAACCAGAAUGGUAUGACAACAAUGAUAAGACUUUUGCUCAAAGUGAGGCUCAGUCUGUUUCUGUAUUUGUCCAUCAUCUUAUGAAUGAACGAGUGGAUUCUUCUCAAUUGGAUCCAUCUGUGAAAGGUCGGGCACGCGAAAAUGGAGGUUCCGUGAGUAAUGUGAUGGAUCAGUAUCAUCCCAUCUGGGGCCGAAUGGAGAACUAUUCUGUAGGACGAGAAAAACGAAAACAAUUACUGUUGAUGCUAUGCCAGCAUGAGUCUGAUAGGCUUGAUGUGUGGGCACAACCUGAAAAUUCCAAGGAAAAUACAUCCUCUCGACCUAAAAUUAACUCAGAAAAGUGGAUCGAGUACGGCAGGACUGCAUUUUCUGUGGAUCCUCGGAUUGCUUUGUCCUUGUCGUCAAUUUUCCCAACAAUUUCUUCUUUGAGGGCUGAAGUAACUCAGCUAGUUCAACUGCACAUAUUAGAUCUCCGGACAGUACCUGAAGCAUUGCCUUUCUUUGUUACUCCAAAGGCAGUUGAUGAAAAUUCAGUAUUAUUGCAGCAAUUGCCACAUUGGGCCGCUUGUUCAAUUACACAGGCUCUUGAGUUCCUUACUCCUCCAUAUAAGGGCCAUCCUCGUGUCAUGGCUUAUGUUCUUAGAGUUUUGGAAUCAUAUCCUCCAGAGCGGGUUACAUUUUUUAUGCCGCAGCUUGUACAGGCUCUCCGAUAUGAUGAGGGGAAGUUAGUAGAAGGGUAUUUACUCGGAGCAGCUCAAAGAAGUAACAUAUUUGCUCAUAUUUUGAUAUGGCAUCUUCAGGGAGAGUCAUUUCCUACAGAACCAGGAAAGGAAGCAGGUGCCAUUAAGAAUGCCUCUUUCCAAGAACUGUUGCCUAUUCUUAGGCAAAGGAUAAUUGAUAGCUUCACUCCUGAGGCCCGGGACAUGUUUCAACGGGAGUUUAAUUUUUUUGACAAAGUCACAUCUAUUUCUGGUGUUCUCUUUCCACUACCAAAGGAACAGCGUCGUGCUGGUAUUCGGAGAGAACUGGAGAAAAUAGAAAUGGAAGGGGAUGAUCUUUAUCUACCUACUGCUACAAACAAGCUUGUACGUGGCAUUCGGGUGGAUAGUGGGAUUGCUCUACAGUCUGCUGCGAAAGUUCCAAUAAUGAUCACAUUUGAUGUAGUGGACAGGGAUGGAAAUCACAAUGAUGUAAAACCACAAGCCUGCAUCUUCAAGGUUGGUGAUGAUUGUCGACAAGAUGUCCUUGCUCUUCAAGUGAUUUCGCUCCUUAGAGACAUUUUUGAAGCAGUUGGACUUAAUCUCUAUGUUUUUCCAUAUGGUGUUCUCCCAACUGGUCCUGAGAGAGGCAUAAUUGAGGUUGUUCCUAAUACACGGAGCAGAAGCCAGAUGGGAGAAACCACAGAUGGUGGUUUGUAUGAAAUUUUUCAGCAGGACUUUGGUCCUGUUGGUUCUCCUAGUUUUGAGGCGGCCCGUGAUAACUUCAUCAUUAGCAGUGCUGGUUAUGCAGUUGCCAGCCUUUUGCUUCAACCGAAGGACCGGCACAACGGCAAUCUUCUUUUUGACAAUGUGGGAAGGCUUGUCCACAUUGAUUUCGGGUUCAUCUUAGAGACAUCACCCGGUGGCAACAUGCGCUUUGAAAGUGCCCAGUUUAAGCUGAGUCAUGAGAUGACUCAAUUGCUCGAUCCAUCUGGAGUGAUGAAAAGUGAUACCUGGUUCCAGUUUGUCAGCCUGUGUGUUAAGGGGUACCUUGCAGCCCGACGGUACAUGGAUGGCAUAAUCAGCACUGUGCUGUUGAUGGUUGACAGUGGCCUCCCAUGCUUCAGCAGAGGUGACCCCAUCGGUAAUCUUCGCAAGCGCUUCCAUCCUGAAAUGAGUGAGCGUGAGGCGGCCAUUUUCAUGAUGCGCACGUGCACAGAUGCCUACAACAAGUGGACCACUGCCGGCUAUGAUUUGAUACAGUAUUUGCAGCAGGGCAUUGAGAAGUGAUGGCCAACAAGUUCUGGAGGAAGCAUGUCCCAGGUCAUUGUAAAUCACGGUUGAUUGUAGUCAUACAGUAAUUUUAUUUAUCUUAACAUCUGUAGCCAUUGGUCUUUUGGAGGUUCCUAUGACGGUUAGAGCCUUCCUCUUGAGAUGUGUAGAGAUGCAUUGUAGCUCAUUUAAGCAAUGAAAAGAGUCAUGAUUGCGCAUCGAA
This is a messenger RNA of Magnolia sinica, 6543 nucleotides long. Its product is annotated as phosphatidylinositol 4-kinase alpha 1. Bases 141 to 6338 code for a protein of 2065 amino acids. Gene Ontology annotation, molecular function: 1-phosphatidylinositol 4-kinase activity. The record is from RefSeq and is a predicted model, not a curated record. NCBI's taxonomy places the organism in Eukaryota, Viridiplantae, Streptophyta, Magnoliopsida, Magnoliales, Magnoliaceae. Gene Ontology annotation, cellular component: plasma membrane; cytoplasm. Gene Ontology annotation, biological process: phosphatidylinositol phosphate biosynthetic process; phosphatidylinositol-mediated signaling. The transcript has 26 exons.